Molecule: messenger RNA, 1094 nt
Organism: Megachile rotundata (alfalfa leafcutting bee)
Lineage: Eukaryota; Metazoa; Arthropoda; Insecta; Hymenoptera; Megachilidae
Gene: MED18
Product: mediator complex subunit 18
Biological process (GO): termination of RNA polymerase II transcription; regulation of transcription by RNA polymerase II
Cellular component (GO): mediator complex; core mediator complex
Molecular function (GO): transcription coregulator activity
Source: RefSeq, a predicted model, not a curated record
CGUGGAACGAACAACAAAUAGUUUUUUAUUUACAUAGUAAUCAAACCUCAAAUUUAUGAGUUUAUAUACCUAUACAUAUUUGUAGAUAUGUAAUAAAAUAAAAUUAUAUUUUCCAUUUACAUGUGUACUUAUUUGAUGUAAUCUGAAAAUUCUCUUUGAAGUCAGCAACUAUUUCAGUAGUUAUGGGACCAAAUAUGAUAAACAACUAAAUCACAUGUAUGUAGUGGAUGUCAACAAUGAGGGAAUGAAGUUUCAAGUUAACCUAUAUAAUUGAAUGUAUAUCGUUUAUUUAUACAUAUUAUCGAAAUAAGUAUAUCAUUGUGUUUACAUUGUUACACGAAUAUUAUAACUUUCAAAAUGAGUGCUCCAAUAAGCACAGCAAUGGACAGUUUAUCAGCUGCACUUAAAUCUAACAUAAUACCAAAUCAAGAAUAUUUAUUGCAAGGAUCAGUUUUGGAUAGUGCAGUAGAAGUAUUGCUUCACAGGUUACGUGGUUUAUGUGAUAAUGUUGAUACUGGACCAGAAACAUUUAAUGAUCAUGAAAUGUGUUUCAGUAUUAGAGCAUCAGAACAACCAUUACUUUUACGUGUAAGGAGAGCUUUGGAUUAUCAAGAUAUGCCCUGGCAAUUACGAUAUAUUGGUCAGCCAGAAUUGGGUGAUAAAUCACGUCCAACAAUUGUUAGAAGCAGUUUAGAUAUUGCAACUAGUAACACAGUUGUUGACUUUCUAACAGAACUUGGAUGUAGAUUAGAUUUUGAAUACAUUGCUCGUGGUUAUAUGUUUCGUAAAGGGAGAAUGAAAGUCACAGUUUCUAAGAUAUUUAAAAUGGGUCAGCAGGGAAAAAUGCCUGAAAGUAUGGAAGCCAUAUCUCAAAGCUAUUUAGUGGAAUUGAGCGUUUUAGCACCAAGUGGUCAAGAUGCAAUAGCAGAAGAUAUGAGAAUUUUUGCCGAACAAUUGAAACCUUUGGUUCAGCUGGAAAAAAUUGACUACAAAAGACUUGUUCAUUAAUAUAACAGUUACAGAAUUAAUUAGUAUUAUAUUUUUAUUACAAAACUGUAUUCCUUGCAUCUAUAAAUUUAUUUUGUAAAAUUGUA